This is a messenger RNA of Eptesicus fuscus (big brown bat), 2344 nucleotides long. RefSeq names its product heat shock 70 kDa protein 1-like. NCBI's taxonomy places the organism in Eukaryota, Metazoa, Chordata, Mammalia, Chiroptera, Vespertilionidae. The transcript is spliced from 2 exons. The record is from RefSeq and is a predicted model, not a curated record. Gene Ontology annotation, biological process: cellular response to unfolded protein; protein refolding. Bases 103 to 2028 code for a protein of 641 amino acids. Gene Ontology annotation, cellular component: blood microparticle; cytoplasm; vesicle. Gene Ontology annotation, molecular function: misfolded protein binding; ubiquitin protein ligase binding; ATP-dependent protein folding chaperone.
GCGCACCGUAGAUGUUGAGGGAGUGCCCACCGGCUGGGGCUUCGCAGUCCGAACGUUACCAAACUGGAGCGAAGGCGGCGGGAGAACAGGUCUCGGAAAACCAUGGCUGCUGCUAAGGGAAUGGCCAUCGGCAUCGACCUGGGCACCACGUACUCGUGCGUGGGGGUCUUCCAGCACGGCAAGGUGGAGAUCAUCGCCAACGACCAGGGCAACCGCACCACCCCCAGCUACGUGGCCUUCACCGACACCGAGCGGCUCAUCGGGGACGCGGCCAAGAACCAGGUGGCCAUGAAUCCUCAGAAUACUGUCUUUGAUGCCAAACGCCUGAUUGGCAGAAAAUUUAAUGAUCCUGUAGUACAAUCAGAUAUGAAACUAUGGCCUUUUCAAGUAAUCAAUGAAGGAAGCAAGCCCAAAGUAUUGGUAUCCUACAAAGGGGAAAAAAAGGCUUUCUACCCGGAAGAAAUCUCCUCUAUGGUGCUGACUAAGAUGAAGGAGACUGCUGAGGCCUUCUUGGGCCAUCCCAUCACCAACGCUGUGAUCACCGUGCCGGCCUAUUUCAACGACUCUCAACGCCAGGCCACCAAGGACGCAGGCGUGAUUGCAGGUCUCAAUGUGCUAAGAAUAAUCAAUGAACCAACAGCUGCUGCCAUUGCCUAUGGCUUAGAUAAAGCAGGUCAGGGAGAGCGACAGGUCCUGAUCUUUGAUCUGGGUGGAGGCACCUUUGAUGUGUCCAUCCUGACCAUAGAUGAUGGGAUUUUCGAGGUGAAGGCCACGGCCGGGGACACCCACCUGGGCGGGGAGGACUUUGACAACAGGCUGGUGAACCACUUCGUGGAGGAGUUCAAGCGGAAGCACAAGAAGGACAUCAGCCAGAACAAGCGAGCCGUGCGGCGCCUGCGCACCGCCUGCGAGAGGGCCAAGAGGACCCUGUCGUCCAGCACGCAGGCCAACUUGGAAAUUGAUUCACUUUAUGAGGGCAUCGACUUCUACACGUCCAUCACCAGAGCCCGCUUUGAAGAGCUGUGUGCGGACCUGUUCCGGGGCACGCUGGAGCCCGUGGAGAAGGCUCUUCGGGACGCCAAGAUAGAUAAGGCGAAAAUCCAUGACAUUGUUUUAGUGGGGGGCUCCACCCGCAUCCCCAAGGUGCAGAAGCUGCUGCAGGACUACUUCAAUGGGCGCGACCUCAACAAGAGCAUCAACCCGGACGAGGCGGUGGCCUACGGGGCGGCAGUGCAGGCCGCCAUCCUGAUGGGGGACAAGUCUGAGAACGUGCAGGACCUGCUGCUGCUGGACGUGGCGCCCCUGUCGCUGGGGCUGGAGACAGCCGGGGGCGUGAUGACCGUCCUGAUCAAGCGCAACUCCACCAUCCCCACCAAGCAGACGCAGAUCUUCACCACCUACUCGGACAACCAGCCCGGGGUGCUGAUCCAGGUGUUCGAGGGCGAGAGGGCCAUGACGAGGGACAACAACCUGCUGGGGCGCUUUGACCUGACUGGCAUCCCUCCUGCACCCAGGGGAGUUCCUCAGAUCGAAGUGACAUUUGACAUCGAUGCCAAUGGUAUUCUUAAUGUAACAGCCACGGACAAGAGCACCGGCAAGGCCAACAAGAUCACCAUCACCAACGACAAGGGCCGCCUGAGCAAGGAGGACAUCGAGCGCAUGGUUCUGGAUGCUGAGAAAUAUAAAGCUGAAGAUGAGAUCCAGAGAGAGAAAAUUGGUGCAAAAAAUGCCUUAGAAUCCUAUGCUUUUAACAUGAAGAGUGCUGUGAGUGAUGAAGGCUUGAAGGGUAAGAUUAGUGAGUCUGAUAAAAAGAAAAUUCUGGAUAAAUGCAACGAGGUCCUUUCGUGGCUGGAGGCCAAUCAACUGGCUGAGAAGGAUGAGUUUGAUCAUAAGAGAAAGGAACUGGAGCAAGUGUGUAACCCAGUCAUCACAAAACUCUACCAGGAGGGAUGCACUGGGCCGACCUGUGGAACAGGGUACACACCUGGGAGGGCUGCCACAGGCCCCACCAUUGAAGAAGUAGAUUAAUCUUAUCUGGAGCUGGAGGGUCCUAGGGUGCCCCCAGGUGAAUUCGUUCCCUUCAUCAUCAAACAUUGUUAUGACUCUUGAAUUGACUGGACCUGAGCCUAAGUUACCAUCGCUUUGGAAUUCUAAUGGCGGAGUCUCAUGGGCCAUCUUUUUACACUCCAAUGUCCCGUGUCUGACUUUGGAAUCAGACUCUUAGGAAAACUAGGCCCCUCUCUGAACCAAUGGAUGAAUCUGUCUGAUAUUUAGUUCCAGCCUCCCCAACUUUCUUCUUCCUGUGUGGAUGGUUGUCACUCAGUAAAUUUGUUCCUGAAACAAA